This is a messenger RNA of Ruditapes philippinarum (Manila clam), 2478 nucleotides long. RefSeq lists its product as uncharacterized. The transcript is spliced from 11 exons. The coding region runs from base 179 to 2374 and encodes 731 amino acids. Lineage: Eukaryota; Metazoa; Mollusca; Bivalvia; Venerida; Veneridae. The record is from RefSeq and is a predicted model, not a curated record.
GUUCAUAAUUUUAGUUAUGUCAAAAGUACUUGAAAAUAAUCUUUGUCAAAGAUAACACUUGUUUCAUAGUCUGAAGGACAAUUGUUAUCAUUUGUGGCUGUGCUGUGCUAUUAACUCAUUUACAUGAUUGUGACAAAGAGUAGGGACUUAAAAAGGUGCCAAGACCACAGAGGUUAUCAUGGACGAUUAUGGUGCAGGUGACUUAGUUGACGUAGAGGAACUACUUGAUGAUGAUUUAGAUGAUGAAAUUGAAAUGGAGAAAGCGCCUGAUGGCGGUUUAAGAGCCUGGCUGAUUGUUCUUGCAUGUUUCGGCAUCAAUUUAAUUGUACAAGUGAUGGCGUCAUUGAUAGACAUGGGACUACAAGACACUGAGGUUUCAAAAACUUUGAAUAUCAGCACAACUGACGCUCUUAAAGCAAGCAACUAUUACAAGAGUUUGUCAGAUCUUUAUGCUCCCUUUGCUGUGCUAGUAAUGAUCAAGUUUGGAUAUAAGAUAACUGUAGCUGUUGGGUCUGUGAUUGUUUGUUUCUCAUUUACAAAUAUGUCAAUGUUAGGCGGAGGAUCCGAAAGUAGUAUAGGCGGCUACUGGAAGUUCUGGCUCUGUGGACCAGCAGCAAUGGGCGUAAACUUCCUGAAAAUUGGAGCUCUUAUUCCUGUGUUGGAAUAUUUCACUACUAAACGGAUGAAAGCACUUGUGUUGUCAAGAGUUGGUACUGCCCUAGGUGGUCUCGUGACAAUGGGUUUUAUGUUUGUCGGAGGCAUUAAAUGGAGGACUGUAUUUAGAAUCAACGCUGGACUGUGUAUAGUAACACUGAUUGCUGGUUUUACGUUGAGGAACAUCGGAAUAAAACGGAAAGGAAAGGAGAAACAAGAAGGCGAAAAUGUUGCAAAAGAAAACAUCUUCAGGCGCAUAUUGGGAAUAUUUGAUCCCCCUGUGUUAAAGAGUAGAUCGUUUUGGAUAAUAAUGGGGAUUUUCUUCUUCUUUAAGUUUGGGAUAACACCUCUUGCAAUAACCUUGCCAACAGUCUCAACGAAACUAAAUGACGGAUCGCCAUCAACAACUGAUAUGUUCUUGGGAGUGGCUGGAACUAACGUUGGAAAUUUAGGUGGAAUAGGUACUGCCUUCCUCCUGAAGAGGCUUAAAUUUAUGAAGAGGUUUACAAAAAAAAGUUUAAUAUUUGUUCUGACAAUGGUAGCAAUUUCCGGUCCUUUUAUAGGAGUCUGUCUUGUGCCCACUCCUGAUGACUUCGGUCCUUAUGUAUUCUUCAAUCUUGUCGUCAUGGUAUUUCAAGUUUUGUCUGAAAACAUGCGAGACGAAUCCAUACCAACGGUGUUUGGACGACCAAAUAUCCGAAUAACAGAAAGUUUUUUGAACAUGUUUGUCGGGGUAGCAGGCAUGCUAGCUGGAGCUAUACAACAUGGUGUUGACCAGGUGAAAAAUGGCUGGAAAAUAAACCUAAAAUUAGGUGGAAGCUUUUUGAUUAUCGUAGGCGUGGCCACGGCGGUCCUCAUUAUACUUCAUAAACUUGGAAAAAUAAAUUUGAAAGAACGGGAAGGUAAGCGAUCAUCUAACGAGUAUACGAAAACAAACGAGAAUACCGAAACUAAGAGUGAGACUAAAAAUGAACCUGACGAUGACUUACCAAAAGAUAUUGAUGACAUAUCAAUGACAAUUGAAAGUGGAAAGUUGCAUUCUGACGAUACACAAACAGGGACUUACAUUAGACACAAAAGUCCAGAGAGAUCAGAUAGUCGAUCAGCUGAAUUCCCAAACACAGCUAUGGUUCAGGCUUCUGGUGAAAGUGAUAGAAUGGAACAUGUCCAUGACAUUCCGUCUGGCCCAAGACAACCGUCAAAUGGAAGGAUGUAUGGUAACAACGAAGAACAUGAAAGUGACAGAAUGCAACAAAUUUACGGUAUGGCGCCUCGAAGGCAAUCUUCAACAGAAAUGAUGAAUGGAAAUGUAGCGGAUCAAAUACGAUUUGAUGCAAGUAUGCAUCGAAGUUACUCAAACCCUGGUUAUAUAAACCAACCUGAGAUGUUAGCAGUCCAUACAUACAAUCCGAACACACAGGUACUCUAUGUAAAUCAAUUUGGUAAUCCGAUUUAUCAAGGACAACAUCCUCAGCCUUACGCUGGUAGCCAAAUCAUGCCUCAAAACAAUUACUUCCCUCCAAAUGGUCCGGCAUUGCAGGGGAAACAGGUCCAGGAGAAAGGCAAGCGCAAGAAAGGAAAAGACAAGAAACAGAAAAGUAGCAAAUCAGUGACAGAUAUGAGACAAACAUUUCCUAAUAACGAUCCUUACAGAAGAACCAGCGCAUCACAAAAUUAUGUUGAAGAACAGAUAACUGAUGCUGAUACUGUUUUGUAUUAAACUGUCUUGAAUAAUUAUGUUCUUAUAAUUUGUAAGCUUAUAUCAUUUUAUUUUUUACAGACAUUCUUAUAGUACUUCUAAAAUAAAACAUAUAUUCAUUUCUA